Xiphophorus maculatus (southern platyfish) is the source of this 5459-nucleotide messenger RNA. RefSeq names its product dual specificity phosphatase 7 (gene dusp7). Bases 593 to 1747 code for a protein of 384 amino acids. Lineage: Eukaryota; Metazoa; Chordata; Actinopteri; Cyprinodontiformes; Poeciliidae. Gene Ontology annotation, biological process: protein dephosphorylation; negative regulation of MAPK cascade. The transcript has 3 exons. The record is from RefSeq and is a predicted model, not a curated record. Gene Ontology annotation, molecular function: protein tyrosine/threonine phosphatase activity; MAP kinase tyrosine/serine/threonine phosphatase activity. Gene Ontology annotation, cellular component: cytosol; cytoplasm.
GAAUGUGUGCACCUUUAAAUUUCUCAGCUCCUCCCUCUUCUCAGUGACAAGCCCGCAGAGCUUCUUCUUUAAUGCAUCCAGAGGAAAUGACAAACCAGAGGCUCUCUGUGGGUAGGCAUGUCAAAUAUUAACACUGAUCCUGGGCUUUAGCCUCAGCCGUUCAGCCUUAACUCACAUGUGAAUGCGCUAAGUGGACAUCUGCGGUCCAGCUCGUUACUCUGCGGACGACCCGCGGGUGGGGAGGGGGGGCUGGAGUGGACUCGCUGAAUGGACGUCGAUGGACUGGACUGACAUCCACUUCAGUCGGACCGAGCGAGGGAGCGAAAGAGAGCUCUGCAUGUUCAAGUUUCCUGCUCCAAACAGAGCGGCAUCGCGGUGUGCGUGUUGGAUGCGUGUGGAAGUGCGUGUUGGGUGCGCAGCGCCCGCUGGAGCUGGAGCUGGAGCUGGAGCGGCGGCGGUGCUGGAGGUGGAGCGAAGUUUAACGCCGUGAUUUUCUCUUUGUUUGUUUGUUUAUUUUUUCGCUCGAUUCCCUCCGAUUCUGUUGUGUCGCCAUAAUGUCCCGUAAGUGGACAGGUGGGCUAACGUUUCCCCGAUGAAAACGGAUCAUCUGUGCAGAGGCUCAGUGAUCGUGACUGUGAUGAUGAUGUCGAGUAAGAGCGUGGAGUGGCUGCAGGACGAGCUGGAGUCCGGGGCCGGCGCGCUGCUGCUGCUGGACUGCAGACCCCAUGAGCUGUACGAGUCGUCGCACAUCGAGUCUGCCAUCAACCUGGCCAUCCCGGGCCUCAUGCUGCGGAGGCUGAAGAAGGGAAACCUCCCCAUCCGCUCCAUCAUCCCCAACAACGAGGACAAGGAGAAAUUUGUCAAGCGGUGCAAGACGGACGUGGUUCUCCUGUACGACGAGGCGACGUCGGAGCGACACGAGUCCGGGCUGGGGAGCUCCGUGAUGGGGCUGCUGCUGCAGAAGCUGCGGGACGACGGCUGCAAGGCUUUCUAUCUGGAGGGAGGAUUCAACAAAUUCCAGUCCGAGUAUCCAGAACAUUGUGAGACCAAUCUGGACUGCUCGUGCCCCAGCAGCUCCCCGCCGACCUCGGUCCUGGGCCUGGGCGGACUCCGCAUCAGCUCUGACUGUUCGGACGGAGAGUCCGACCGAGAGCCGAGCAGCGCCACGGAGUCGGAGGGCAGCCCGCUCCCCAACAACCAGCCCGCCUUCCCCGUCCAGAUCCUGCCAUACCUUUACCUGGGCUGUGCCAAAGAUUCUGCAAACCUGGAUGUGCUUAGCAAGUACAACAUCAAGUACAUCCUCAACGUCACGCCCAACCUGCCCAACAUGUUUGAGCACGAGGGAGACUUCAAGUACAAACAGAUCCCUAUCUCUGAUCACUGGAGCCAGAACCUCUCGCAGUUUUUCCCUGAGGCCAUUUCAUUUAUUGACGAGGCUCGUUCCAAAAAGUGCGGCAUCCUGGUCCACUGCUUGGCCGGGAUCAGCCGUUCAGUCACUGUCACCGUGGCCUACCUGAUGCAGAAGCUCAACCUGUCGCUCAACGACGCCUACGACUUUGUCAAGCGGAAAAAGUCCAACAUUUCCCCCAACUUCAACUUCAUGGGCCAGCUCCUGGACUUUGAGCGGACGCUGGGCCUCAACAGCCCCUGCGACAACCGCGCCACUUCCCCGCAGCACGACCAGCUCUUCUUCACCACCCCGACCAAUCACAACGUGUUUCAGCUGGACACACUGGAGUCCACUUGAGAGUUUGACUUGAGACUGUCUCAACCCCCUCUCUUUUUUUAAGAGGUAGGAGGUAACGAGCGGCUGCAGUGGGAGGAAAGCAGCCGGUUUUAUUGAAAGUUUUCGCCUCCUGAGGCUCCUGCUCCGAGAGCCUGGCCACAGAGCUGCUCUGGAGCGACCGGAGGGGUCACUGAAGCCAAGUUUAAGAAGAUGUGAGAGGAGUUUCUUUAACCCAGAGCAGUGGACUGUGGGUUUACAUCUGAGCUGUCAAGGCUCGACUAAGUUGACUGAACGACCGCAGCAGAACUGACAGCUUAAUACAAAGAAAGGAAAAUGGAGGAUCCACAGAGACGACGGCAUUGGCACUGUCAUGCUGAGCUUGUUGUCGUCUUGUGGAGAAUCUGGGAUUUACUUUCUCUACUAAAUGUAGAGUUUUUUUAAAACCAAGGAAUUUAACACACACACACACUUAAAAAAGUAUGUAAGUUUGUACUGUAUGUAACGUACAACGCAGAACAUGUAUGAGAAGUCCUUAACAAAUUCAAUAUGUCUAUAUGCAUUUUUGUAUAUUUUUAUGUACAUUUACGCACAGAUCUGUAUGUUUAUAUAAUGAUAUACUCUUUAUCUUUGUCCAAAAACAAAGUGAUUCAAUCUGAAAAUGGCUUAAGAGAUUGUAAAACUAAAGAAAGGGAAGAGUUGUUGGAGUUUGUUUUUUUUUUCCCCCCCAGACUCGUUUUUAAUUUUUUGUGACACAAUGCAGUUUGCACAGUGGUGUAGCCGACAUAGAUGUGCUGGCACUUGAUAAAGAGACAUUCAGAGAAGAGGAAGAGCAGACAGAGGAGAGGCCAGACCCAGGCUGCGACUAGUCCGGACAGCUGCGCAGUGCAGUGGGGAGGGAACGGGGACCUGGAGUCCCGGACUGAGGUCGGGGGUCUGGAUGAAGGUUGGAAGUUGGCUUCCCUCCCCAUAGCACUGCUCGCUCAGCUGCCGGUGAGGAGCCACGGGGUUGUGUCCACCAGCUUAGUCGUUUCAGCGAGAAACCAAACUCUUUUGAACUUAUUUCCGUUAUUGCAUCACAAGCUUGUUUUGCCAAAACUGGUCUCUGCCCGCUCAGACUCUCAUGUUUUUCUUUGUGGAAACUUCCCUGAGAGCAAAAGGAGGAAGUGAUUAACGGUUCAGAGCAACUUUUUUGGGCACCUUAUCUGAGCGGUCUCGCUUUUGCCAAAAAGGACACCAGGAAAAGGGACAGCAGGGGCGUAAUCUGGUGUUUGUGUUGUGGACUGGGACCGGCCUCAGAGACAGACUGCACUGACUGUCCCUUCACUGCAUUAAGGGACAGCAAAGGAGAAGGCUCUUAGUAAGAAUCACCCAUUUCAUUUAAGAUAGUUUUAAGCCUUGGCUGUAUCACCAGAGAGAUAUAUUAAUAGUGAAAAGGGAAUUCAAAGGGAAGCCAAAUAAUCAGAGCUAAAACAAGGCAGUCGUCAGAUUUUAAAAGCUAAAAGUAGACAGGAAAUGUUUGAUUGACUAAUACUUCCUUUAUUUCUGGAGAUGCACCAAUCAAGUUUUUCUGACUUCUUCUCAAACUUUAGUGCCAAUUGUGACCAAUGAAGAUUUUCUUUCUUUCUUCCUUUCUUUCAGGAAUUGGGAUUAAAAAGAACAUCCAGCUUCUCAUAUAAACUGUAACCAGCUUUCCAGUUCAUCCCCACAGCAUGAUUCUGCCACCACCCGGUUUCACAAAAUGCAAACAUUUACAUACCAAAUAAGAUAUGAUUAGAUUAGAUAAGAUUGUAAAAACACAAAAUUAAGUGAUUUUUCCUGAUUAAUUUAUAGUCUAUCUUACAGAUUCUAAGUCUUUUAAAACCACAUGACCAUUUAGAGUUGACAUUUUCAUUUUAGCUGUCUUGUAACUUCAAAGCUUGCAACUGAAUGCAACAUUUAGAAAAUGAUAACAGGCUGUAUUAUGUGGACACAUUUAAAAAACAAUAGUCUAUUGGGCAUAAUUCUUCAGUUUUUUCUUUUACUCUUUCCUUUCUUUCAUCUGGGCUUUUAUAUUCCUUUGCGGAAAAUGAAUCACUACCAAAAAUGAGGUUUCAAAUUGCUGAGCAGAGCCAUUCAAAGGAAAAUUUACCCUCUUCAACUCUGGCCUGACCAAUUGGUGCAUCUCUUUUCAUUUAGCUGAUGAUUUAAAGCAAUUUUUCAAAAAAUAUAGUACAGGAUGUUUAAAUCCAAAGUGAUUCUCUCGUAAAUCAGGAACAUUUUUCCAUGAAGCCCAGCGUCUAUCAGUAACUGAUUGUUAAAGAGCAGAUGUGGACGGGGUCUAAACAGAAACAAAGCUCCUGGGUCUCUGUGGGAAGCAGCAUUUGGAUCGCCUCGUUGGUUUAAAGCUGGCCUUAUAUAACCUUUCUAACGCUGACUGUUCAAUACUCUUGUAAUCGCACUUAUUAAAAAAUAUUUCUCUGUUUUUUUUUGUUUUUUUUAAAUAGGAAUACGGUAAUAGCAGAGAGGCACGCUGCCUUCUUACCGUAACGGGUCACACGAGGUCCUCUUUGUUACUCUGCAGUAUAUCAGAACACCUUGUUUUGCAGAAUUUUGUACAUCUAAGACCUCAACGUUUUUAAAUUCCUCUCCUUUUGUAUGAUAUCUGCUCUGUGUAACUGUUCAGGAUCCUUCGGGGUCAUGAGCUUUUGGACUGAAGCACCAUUUCACCUGGUGCAAAUGUGUCCAUCAUCAGAGGCCAUUGCAAACACACACACACACCCCUCCACACGCCUACACACCCAAAGCUUUACACAGCCAGAGCUGUGCUUCAGCAUGCCAGUAUUUGUCUCAACACCCAGCUUAAAUAAUUACAAAUGUUUUCUUUUUCCUCAUAUUUUGAUAUAAUAUGCUAUUCCUGUGGCCUUUCAAUAUUAAUAUACUGUAUAAUCUCAGUAUAUGUAUACAUUUUGAAUUUAUAUGCAAAGUUGAUCUCAUAUUACGAAAACAAUACGAUCGAGGUUCCUUGUUUGGAUUCGUAUCCCAUUUACAAUAAAACGGUGAGCAGCGAGAACUUGAUCAUUUGCACCGGAGGACAGGAAUAUUUCAAGGCGCAGCUUUUCUAUUUAAAGAGAACACGGUUUAUUUUGAGCUGCUUUCUUCUGAAUAGUGUUUUUUUGUUGUAUGGUUUUUUGUGUGUGUGUGUGUGUUGGUGUCUUUCUAACAUCAAAAGAGAAAUAGAGUCAUUUUCUCUGUUUGUAAAUUUCCCAGAUCACGGGAACGGACGUUUCCGUGUCCUUAAACUUGUAGCUACAGUACAUGCGCUUGAGAGAGGAAGGUUGUGUAAAAAAUCGAGAGCAGAUAGAGGAGCGGGAGGAGGCGGUGCCACGAUAAAACAAAAUGAAAGGGGGAGUGAAUGACUUGAUAAAUGUUACCUCAGUGAGGAAUUCUUCAGGGAUAUUGUUUUUUUUUUUUUGUUUUCUUUUCUUUUUUGACAAUGCAUCUUGCAUCGUGUUACAGCUUAAAAGUCACGUUGAAUAGCUGUUUUAUUUUGUGCUGUAAGCGUUUUUUUAAAAUAAUGAUAAAAAAAAAGAUGCAAUCUGUCUCUGUAUAAAAAGGACGGGCAUGUUAACCAGGGCAGUGUCACCUUUCUGUCUACUGAGAGAAAAGUGAUUGACCUUACGUAUUGUACAGUGUAUGGAAGCAACUCAAGACAUGUUUAUACAGCAAAUAAAUCUUGAAAUAUUUUUUUCUUUAA